Messenger RNA from Siniperca chuatsi (mandarin fish), 2250 nucleotides. RefSeq names its product negative elongation factor complex member B (gene nelfb). The transcript has 13 exons. Gene Ontology annotation, cellular component: nucleus; NELF complex. Gene Ontology annotation, biological process: negative regulation of transcription elongation by RNA polymerase II. Lineage: Eukaryota; Metazoa; Chordata; Actinopteri; Centrarchiformes; Sinipercidae. The record is from RefSeq and is a predicted model, not a curated record. Bases 158 to 1927 code for a protein of 589 amino acids.
GGUGUUUCUGACGGACAGUUUACAAAGUUGCUACACAGGAAGUUUGCUUUGACAGCGAAGCGCAUAAUGUGUUCGUGUAUUUUGUAGCAAGCAAUUAUCUUUUCGGCUGCAAAUUCACAAGUUAGAAUACUUUCGUCACACAGAAAUCUUGAAAUUGAUGAUUAAACAGAAACGAAAAAUGUUCGCGGGGCUGCCUGAGCUCGGGAUAUCCAACGGCGAGGAUCUUAAAGAAACUCUCACCAACUGCACGGAGCCUCUGAAAGCCAUUGAUCAGUUUCAGAUGGAAAAUGGCAUCCUGCUGCCGACCCUCCAGUCUGCUCUUCCCUUCCUCGACCUCCAUGGAACGCCUCGGCUGGAGUUCCACCAGUCUGUCUUUGACGAGCUUCGAGAAAAGUUGACGGAGCGAGUCGCCACCAUUGCAGAGGGCAAGGACGAGGACAGAUACGGGAAGCUUGAAGAGCUGCUGGAGAAGAGCUUUCCCCUUGUCAAAAUGCCGUCCAUUCAGCCAGUGGUAAUGCAGGUGCUGAAGCAUCUACCCAAGGUACCAGAGAAGAAACUGAAGAUGGUGAUGGCUGACAAGGAGCUGUACAAGGUGUGUGCUGUGGAGGUGAAAAGGCAGAUCUGGCAGGACAACCAGGCACUGUUUGGAGAUGAAGUGUCACCCCUCCUAAAGCAGUACAUUGUGGAGAAGGAAGCAGCUCUGUUCAGCAGCGACCUCUCCAUCCUGCACAAUUUCUUCAGCACUUCUCCCAAAACAAGACGCCAAGGCGAGGUGGUCCUAAAGCUGACCCAGAUGAUUGGAAAGAACGUGAAGCUGUAUGACAUGGUGCUGCAGUUUUUACGAACACUCUUCCUGCGAACGCGAAAUGUCCACUACUGCACGCUGAGAGCAGAGCUGCUCAUGUCUCUUCAUGACCUGGACAUCAGUGAGAUCUGCUCUGUAGACCCCUGCCAUAAGUUCACUUGGUGUUUAGAUGCCUGUAUCCGUGAGAAGUUUGUGGAUGGCAAGCGAGCCAGAGAGCUGCAAGGUUUCCUGGAUGGAGUGAAGAAAGGACAAGAGCAAGUUCUUGGGGACCUGUCCAUGAUCCUGUGUGACCCGUUUGCUUGUAACACCCUGGUUCUGAGUAUUAUGAGGAACCUUCAAGAGCUGCUGAGUCAGGACGCUUUACCCAGGGACAGUCCAGACCUGAUGCUGCUGCUGAGGAUGCUGUCACUGGGUCAAGGGGCGUGGGACAUGAUUGACAGCCAGGUCUUUAAAGAGCCUCGUUUGGAUUUGGACGUGGUGACCCGCUUCCUGCCUGCCAUGAUGUCAGUGGUUGUUGAUGAUCACACAUUCACUGUAGAACAGAAGCUUCCCAGUGAGGAGAAGAGUUCGCUAUACCCCACCACUCUGCCAGAGGCCUUCAACAGGUAUCUGCAGGAGAACAGGGUGGCCUGUGAAAUGGGUCUUUACUAUGUCCUCCACAUUGCCAAAUUGAGGAACAAGAAUGCUUUACAGAGGUUACUACCUGCCCUGGUGGAGACCUACAAUGACAUGGCCUUCGGCGACAUCUUCCUGCACCUGCUGACUGGACACCUCACCCUGCUCUCUGAUGAGUUUGGAUCAGAAGAGUUUUGUUCAGUUGUUUUUGAUGGCUUCCUUCUGACUUCUUUUUCCAGUAAAGAGAACGUCCACAGACACACCCUCCGGAUGUUGCUGCAUCUACACCACAAAGUGCUGCCAUCAUACAUGGAAACCUUGCUGAAAACUCUUGAACCUCCAAAACAGAGCAGCGAGCCAGUGAAGGAACUGUACACCCAGCUGACGGAGAAGCUGGACGCCCAGAAGAAGAGCCCUCCACCACCAGAUGAAACUCCAUCCCUGGAUCUGCGGCUGCACCCAGUGACUGUCCCCACCACCGCCUCCACACCAACCACGCCUCUCUGAGACAGAGCAGAAACAGAGAGUUCUCCAUCAGUGACUGGCUGUAAAUACAACCACCAGUUGGCACGUGAAUUUAGUCUGGGCAUUUUACAUUAUUGUUUGUUGUAUGAUUGUUUGUUUGUCUUUGAGGGGGGUCUUCCAGCUCUGACAGUGUAAUUCAGCUGCCAACAAUUUUUCUUCAAGGGGGGAUCAUUACUUUUCUAAACUUUGUGCUCUUGAAGAAUUGUCCAAAUAUACAGUAUUUUCAUAUGUAAUUGGGCUAUCAGUGUGUUAUAUUUGAAUUGUCAGUAGUGCAACAAACCUGUAAAUAAAUGAUUAUUUAGAAA